AUGCUUAUUGAAGGUGAGAAGUGGGCUUGUGAAGCUUGCGUCCGGGGUCACCGGGUCAGCAGCUGUCACCACAGUGACCGCCCUUUGACCCACAUCAACAAAAAAGGCCGCCCAGUCUCUCAAUGUACCCACUGCCGCGGCCUACGCAAGUCUCGGACAACCCACGUCAAAUGCGAGUGCGGCGACCACAAGAAGAAGAAAACCGACUCGCCCGAUUGCGGCUGCAGUCAUGGCCAGCGCUGCACCUGUGCGCUGAAGAAGGAACCUCAUCUCGACCCUGUACCGGAGACUGGCCUGCCCGUGCCUCAUCCGUCGGUUCCUGCUGAACUCCCACGGAAGCCUCUCCUCACGUCAACCAAGUCCGAAUCAACCUUGACGAUCUUCCGUGACGGUCACCAUAAACCCGCCCAUAAGCAUAAUGACAUGGCCCACAAGUGCGGAUUGCCAUACACAAUCCCACGGUCUCAUACUAUCCACCACCCGACCGAUUUGCCUCGUCGAUCCGUGGACCACCUCCCUCUGACCACCCAAUCGGCAUUCAUUCACGAGCCUCUAAGCCUGUCAAUAGACCCUCGAUCGCAGUCACAACAGACCUCGCAGAAUGGCUCUCCCGACAGUGUACCCGCUGCCGCCACGGAGGAUGUUUCGAGCACCACCCCCCUCGGCCCGUCCUUCCUCGACAACUUUGCCGCCCCUGCUAGGCCGACUACUUCAAUGGAUCAAAAGCCCGCAGAUAAUGCUUCCAAUCCAACAUCUGCUCCCGCCACUAUGGAAAAGUUCCCUCUGGAGCAAAUCAUCACCAGCGUACCUCCGCCACUCGAUGUCUCGACAUAUACUACCUUCCCGACCACGACCACCAAUUCUCCGAUCACCUGCAUGGCAUUCCAGGAUCCUUACCAAGACCCUUACUUUACGUCCCCCGACUCCGAGGUGCCUCAGGGAUCGACCGGCAUGGGUGCACCAUCAGUCGAUUGGUCAAGCUUUCCCUUGUACUCAGACGUGCCUGCUUCAACAAGCACGCAGACACCGUCCUAUGCCAGCUUCGACUACAACUCAUACCCCUCAGGCUUGCCGCCACCGUCUUCCUCUGGCGACAUCUCUGAAGUCGAUGAGUUUGGACCUCUCCCCGGUCUCGCGCACACUGGCAACAAUGACGUGCACGAUCUGCACAGCGUCAGCGAGGCAUCGGACAUGGACCAUCUCCGCAUCAGCUCCGCUUCUUCAUUGGUCGGACUGCCUCAAGCGCAGCUCCUCUCGUCAAAUGAUCUCGCGUCGAUCAACAUCGAUGAUUUCCUCAAGUCGGCUAAUGAGUCCACCGCCGCGCUAGAGCAUCAGCUACAAGCUAGCAUGGGAAUCGAGUCCAAGCCGGUCCCUGCACAGGACAUGUACAAUCUGCCUACUUCGCAGGAUUCGCUCCCCGUCUGGCCGUCCAAUCUCUUCGAUGACUCCACUCCGCCUAUGGACGAGGGCUACUUCCGCCAGUCCUGGGCGCAGUAG
Messenger RNA from Penicillium cosmopolitanum, 1497 nucleotides. RefSeq names its product copper fist DNA-binding domain-containing protein. Gene Ontology annotation, biological process: positive regulation of transcription by RNA polymerase II; intracellular copper ion homeostasis; intracellular iron ion homeostasis. The coding region runs from base 1 to 1497 and encodes 498 amino acids. NCBI's taxonomy places the organism in Eukaryota, Fungi, Ascomycota, Eurotiomycetes, Eurotiales, Aspergillaceae. The record is from RefSeq and is a predicted model, not a curated record. The transcript is spliced from 2 exons. Gene Ontology annotation, cellular component: nucleus. Gene Ontology annotation, molecular function: DNA-binding transcription factor activity, RNA polymerase II-specific; RNA polymerase II cis-regulatory region sequence-specific DNA binding; copper ion binding.